Molecule: messenger RNA, 795 nt
Organism: Cucurbitaria berberidis CBS 394.84
Lineage: Eukaryota; Fungi; Ascomycota; Dothideomycetes; Pleosporales; Cucurbitariaceae
Exons: 2
Coding region: 164-652 (162 amino acids)
Source: RefSeq, a predicted model, not a curated record
CGUUGCCCCGCUUUGAAUCUGCAUAUUCUUACACCUCAUUUUUAAUGUUUAUUAAUCCGUUGGCCUCUCAAAUACUAAACGCAGUCUCUUGUGUACUCGCUCACCUCAUCAUCACCGGUCGUUCUGCUCUAGGCGACUAGUCACCCGAGGGGAGUGAGUCAAGAUGGGUAUUCCCUACUCUCGCCAGAUCAAUGCCGCGUUCGAACAGGUCACCCCUCUCGUCGCCGCGGGCUUCAAAGUCCUGCGCACAACACGCGAUAUCUCCAUCUUGCUCGCCGUUAUACAAGUCCUGACUGUGUUCUUCUUGGGAAUGAUACUGGCCGUGCUGGUAGUACUGUGUUAUUGUGUAAACCCUGACCUGGAGGCUGAGAGAAAAGAAAUUAUUACACCAUGGCUGAGGCAUUUCGCUAGUAUCACAGUCUGGGGUAUCAUCAAGAGUGUGAUUACCAGUAUAAUCGUCUUCGGUAUUGCUGGUGGGCUGCUGUGGAAACUGUUCAUCGUUAAGCAGUGGGUUGCGGAUGUGGAGUAUGAGGGCAAUGUCGAUGCAGACAAAGCGCUGGAGGACCUCAAUGAGGAUGAGGAUGUGCAAAAGAAGGCUAAAAACGGUGCGGAAGAAGCUAAGAAGGAGCAGGCAAAGGGAAAAAAGAAGUAGGUGGUGACUACGGGACUGCGGAACUGUUGAAGACAAUAAAGUGAUAGGUUCAAGUUAAGAAUAUCUACAGCAAAAGGGCUUAAUAACAAGAAUGGAAGUCAUCAUAACAGCAGCAGAGCAAACGCAGCAAAGAACGCUGUGGC